UACAGCAGAAUCAUUUAUUUUUCGACAUCUCUUUCUGGAAUAAAGGCUCAGUGCCAUGAUUACUAUUCCAAUACUGCUUUGCUUUGCUUUGGCGAUCAGCCUUGGCUCUAGCCAAAGCUGUUCUUCUCAGGAUGCAGAUGUUAUCAUCAUUGGUGCAGGAAUGGCUGGGAUUGCUGCUGCAGCACGACUGCAAGAAGGUGGCAUAAACAACAUUCUCAUCUUGGAAGGUAGCAACAGAGUCGGUGGAAGAUUAAAGAGUGCCCAAAUCGGUGGAGCCUCAGUUUCCCUUGGACCCGGUUGGAUUAUAGGAAGAGACCCAGCAGAUCCCGGACUUCACCCUCUCUGGCAAAUAGCAGAAAAGUGCGGUGGACUGAGAGGUUUCUAUCAGGACACCGAAUCUCUGGUAAAUUACGACUCGCAAGGAGAUCAGCCUGAAGAAUCACAAUUCCGUUGGCAGGAUUAUGAGAAUGCUUCAACUGGAGCAUAUAACUUGGUAGCAGAGCUACAACAGUCUGAAACAUGUGACGGUGUGAGCGUGCGAUACGGACUGAAUGCAAGUGGUUGGACUCCAGUAACUCCCACUGAUAACUGGAUUGAAUGGUACAGUAGUGACUAUCCCGAAGGAUCACCACCAGAAAAUCAAGGCUUGUGUGUAACCUUUGGCGACUUUGAUCAGUCAUACACGAAUUUUACUUCGCCUGGCAGCAGUGGGAAUGAAGGUUUAAACCUGGCAUAUUUUGUGAGCGAUCCGGACGGCUAUGAAAAACUUGUUGAAUGCAUUUCCAAUAAUGUUACCGGCGGCGAGAAUCAGCAAACCCGAAUAAUUUUUGAAGCUGUGGUGACAACAAUCAAUUGGAGCGAUGAUUGUGUUUGUGUGACUGCCACUGUGAGUGGACAGGCUACUGAGUACUGCAGUAAGUACGCUAUACCAACAGUGAGUGUUGGAGUGCUAAAGGCUGGAGACAUCGCGUUUAUUCCUGAAUUACCUAUGUGGAAGAGAGACAUUAUCAAUCGAUUUGAUAUGUCAGUUUUCAUUCAUAUUGUCAUGGAAUUUGGCGAAGCUUUCUGGGAUACAGCAGAGCAGAUUGGCUAUAUUGCUGAAUCUAAAGGUUCGUAUCCUAUCUUUCUAAAUCACAACAUUACCUUUCAAGAAAACCCCAACGUUUUGGAUGUGAUAGUGACAGGAGAUGUUGCGAAGAGAGUUGCUGGUCAAAAUAAAUCUACCACUAUUGACGAAAUUGAAGCAAUCCUCACUAUAAUGUACCCUACUGCUAAUGUAACUGUUUUGGAUUCAGCAAUAGGUGACUGGUUUUCCGAUCCACUUUUCAGAGGAUCCUUUAUCUAUUACGCAAAAGAUCUCCAGCAGACUGAUUUUGAGCGUUUAGGAGAACCAGUGGGAAAUCUCUAUAUCAGCGGUAGUGCUACAUCUGUUGGCUUUGCUGGAUACGUACAUGGAGCUUUGUUUGCUGGAAGGGAAGCAGCAGAGAAGGUACUGCUUAGAGAAGCCCCCACUGCAGCCACCCCCGGCAACAAAGCAGAAAAUCUACACACAAGCUUUUUGAUUGUCCUUCUUGGAGCGCUUUGUGCUUUAUGCUAUUAGGAACUCAACUGACUAUAUAAUGAUCAUAGAAGAUUAGAACUAGUUGUGUGUAGGUGCUGCUUUCCCAAUGUGAUGUGCAGAGUUAUGAGUUGUGCAUGUGUUUUUAAAUAUCCCAUAAUUUAUUACAUGUAGAUGUUAUUCAUCAUGA
Molecule: messenger RNA, 1748 nt
Organism: Halichondria panicea
Lineage: Eukaryota; Metazoa; Porifera; Demospongiae; Suberitida; Halichondriidae
Exons: 1
Coding region: 56-1600 (514 amino acids)
Molecular function (GO): oxidoreductase activity
Source: RefSeq, a predicted model, not a curated record